Messenger RNA from Phaedon cochleariae (mustard beetle), 3270 nucleotides. The record is from the annotation of a GenBank genome assembly. Lineage: Eukaryota; Metazoa; Arthropoda; Insecta; Coleoptera; Chrysomelidae.
GAUGGCGCCGCCAUUUUGAUCUGGUGAGGUGGGGGUGCGGAGAUCCUAGCUGUCCUAGCAUUUUCAUUUCAUUAAAUACGAAUAUUUUCUAAGUGUUUGUAAUACCCAAAGAAAUUGAACGAGCGUGAUUAAUUAGUUUCCCAUAUUGGUGUCGUGACUAUAUGACUGCUCAAAAGUGGAAGUGUUUAUGUGUUUUUGGAUAAGGAAGCUUGUUGGACUGGAAAACUAGCAGCGUGGCUCCGUGUGCUUCCCUUUGUUUCUACCAAGGUCGUCUUGAUGCAUAACGAUGGCCCUAGCUUUCACCCGCGACAGGUAACCUAAAAGGUCGUCGAGACAGCGGUGACCAUCCGGAUCAGCAGAUAGUGCGGCCACACCGACCGAGGCGGAGAAAGCAGGCUAGCCGAGAGCCGAGCCGAGCCGAGUGUCGACGAGUGUGCUUCCUAGUGCGGUGCAAAGUGGAGUCCGGUGGCGACGAUAGUGGGGCGGUGCUGUGCGUGGGUGUGUCCCGUGCGGUGCACGUGUCGCUAGUUUGGUAGUGUUCGUUCGUGGAUCGAUGGACAAGAGGAAAAUGAUGCCAAAAAGGCCUCGGUUCGAGACUCGCGGUCCCAUCUCCAACGGGCCGAUGCAGACGCGGCCGCUCGUCGCGCUGCUCGACGGCCGCGACUGCUCCAUCGAGAUGCCCAUUCUCAAGGACGUCGCGACGGUGGCGUUCUGCGACGCGCAGAGCACCAGCGAGAUACACGAGAAGGUGCUGAACGAGGCGGUCGGCGCGCUCAUGUGGCACACCAUCAUCCUCACCAAGGAGGACCUCGAGAAGUUCAAGACUCUGCGGAUCAUAGUGCGGAUCGGCAGCGGCGUGGACAAUAUAGAUGUGAAGGCGGCUGGGGAGCUGGGGAUAGCGGUGUGCAAUGUGCCGGGAUACGGGGUCGAAGAGGUGGCCGAUACGACGCUCUGCUUGAUACUCAACCUCUACAGGCGGACCUUCUGGCUGGCGAACAUGGUCAGGGACGGCAAGAAGUUCACGGGUCCCGAACAGGUGCGAGAAGCGGCCCAGGGAUGCGCCCGGAUACGCGGCGACACGCUCGGCAUUGUCGGCCUCGGCCGCAUCGGCUCGGCGGUGGCGCUGCGAGCGAAAGCGUUCGGCUUCAACGUCAUCUUCUACGACCCCUACCUGCCCGACGGCAUCGAGAAGAGCCUCGGCCUGACCAGGGUGUACACGCUACAGGACCUCCUCUUCCAGUCCGACUGCGUCUCGUUGCACUGCACGCUCAAUGAGCACAACCACCAUCUGAUCAACGAGUUCACCAUCAAGCAGAUGAGACCGGGGGCGUUCCUAGUCAAUACAGCGCGAGGCGGCUUGGUGGACGACGAGGCGCUGGCGCAGGCGCUGAAGCAGGGCCGCAUCCGCGCCGCCGCGCUCGACGUGCACGAGAACGAGCCGUACAACGUGUUCGCCGGGCCGCUCAAGGACGCGCCGAACCUGCUAUGCACGCCGCACGCCGCCUUCUACAGCGACGCGUCGGCCACUGAGUUGCGCGAGAUGGCCGCCAGCGAGAUCAGGCGGGCGAUCAUGGGCCGGAUACCGGAGUGCCUGAGGAAUUGCGUCAACAAGGAGUACUUCAUGGGGCCGGGCUCCUAUCCCGAAGUUUCCCCGGCCGGAGUGAACGGCGGCUACUAUCAGGGCGGCGCGCUGCCCGUCCAACAGGCGCACUCGACCACCCCGCACGAGGCGCCGCACACGGUGACGCCGAGCGCGCAGGCGCCGCCGACGCCCCAGCCGGCCCAGCCGCCUGUCGGACCUGUCCCCGUGCCGCCGCACGCUAUACCGAUGAGUACUCCAGACCCAACAAACCACCAUGCACCAAAACCAGAGUCAUCGGAGGUGCAUUAACGGCGUCUCAAUCAAGUUAAGAUUUUUCAUAUUGGGCUGGAAAAUGCUGCGAAUGUGUGACAUGCAUGUUGAAUCCUGUUAUAUGUUCUUAUUUUUUUCGACUCUUCAAGGUAUACAUAUCGUGGAAUAAAAAAGGGGAAUUUUACUUUCUACAUCACAGUACUCGAAAAUUUGCCUUAUUAUUUAGAAGAACGGCCUGCCUGUAAACCUCAGUUCUUAUAAUUUAGUUAGCAUAGGGUUUUUAUUUGUAUGUAUUUUUUAAUGUGAAUCAAAGUAUUUAUGUAUAUAAGCAUUCUGUCUGAUUUUAAAACACGUAUGAAAAACUAUUAUUAUUUACUUGAAAAAUUGUGAUUCUUCGAACUAGGUUUUCAGAUGGCAGAGAACUGAGAACAAAAAGGAAAACACAUAGUUUUUGGAAUGUAUUAGCUUGAAAUCAUUCAUCAUUUUUGUUCCCUCUCAUUUUAAUUUUCUUCUCUUUUUGUAUCAUUUAGUCUGCACAAUAACAUUAUUGUACAUCCAUAUUUUUAUUGGUGUCUUGAUAUGAAUUGCUUGAAAAAUCCUCUCUUUUACAUUAAUUUUAACAAAUCAAUUUCAAGCUACCAUGUAAUAGACUAUAAUAUUAGUUUUAAUAAGAAGUUUUUAAUUACCAAGUGCAUUAUUCGAAAGGAAACUGAGCCAGCGCAGUUUAUUUUCUCCCUAGUUAAAAAAUAGUAACUAUAUUUUAAGGUUUAUUUCUCAAAAUUAUAUCUGUAUAAAUCAUUUAUUUAGACGAUUCUGCAAUGUUGUAUGAAUGGAUAAUAGCCCAAACAAUUUAUGUUAAGAAUUUUUAGAAAGAAUAAAAACUACUAUAAUUAUAUGAAGAUAUAUUCUGAAGAGAUAUUUGUUCAAAGCAACCAGUGAAGAUUAAGAAGUGGACUUAAAAAUAAUUCUAAGGUGAAGUGAGGUAUUGAUUAAUUUCGUAUCUGUAGAAUAAAUAGUGAUAUUUGUGACUAAUUUCAGUAAUGUACAUUAUGCUUAGGAAUUAUUGCGUAUUUUUGUUUCCCUUCUAUUUUCUCUUUCCAUCUAUAUUCAGACAUUCCAGAUAUUCAACUAGCAUAAAAAUAAUAUUAGCAGAGACAAAACAGUUGAGGUGUACUAUUUGCUCAGUAUAUUUUUGUAAAAGUCACUUUUUUAUGCAAUUUAAAAAUGGUAGAAAAUGGUUCACCAACUCUGCAUUUAAUAAUAUUGAAAACGUAAAGAAACCUCCUUUCUGUGAAAUCAGAUUGAAUAAAAGUACGCAAUAAUCCUCCCCUUAUACAGAAGACAACACAAUAGAACAGCAUGUGAAAUUGUAGGGCUAUUGGACUUCCACAAAAUUUUGAAAUAAAUAUCCGAAAUUU